GAAUCAUGCCAUCCCAAAGUUGUUAAGAAUAGAUAUGGUGCCUGGUACCUUGACCCUAAAACAUGGAAAAAGCAAAAUGUGGGUAAAUCUUUAAUGGAUCUGAAAGAAACAGGCAAUGGUGUUCACAAUUUUAUACCACCCAUUCAGAAGGAGGCAGAGGUCUCCCUGUUCUACAGGAUGUGGGCAUUUCAAGAAUUCCUAGAGAGGAAGGGCUCCCAAAAACCAGGGCUGGAUCAGUUACCAAAUCUGACCCACUUCAAUGGCCACAUGAAAGCAAAGGCCUGCACAAAACAGGCAGUGAGGACAGGGGAGCCAAGGGGUCAGAUAACUCUCUUCUGUAACAGUGUGGACUUACGCUGGACUAAAGUGCAAUCCUACCAGGAG
Molecule: messenger RNA, 384 nt
Organism: Cariama cristata (Red-legged seriema)
Lineage: Eukaryota; Metazoa; Chordata; Aves; Cariamiformes; Cariamidae
Product: protein FAM47E-like
Exons: 3
Source: RefSeq, a predicted model, not a curated record